GUUCGAAAGAUGCAAAACAAACUUUAAUUUCUUGUCUACGGUGUCUCGAUCGGCGUCUCCUCAUAUUUGUAAGCCAAAGUAUGAGUUGGUGUCCUGACAUCGCCGAUUUUUUUCAAAAUUGUGAUAUAUCGGCCAUCCUUCAAAAUUGUUUUAUUCAGGGACCGAAGGCUAUGUCACCUAAACUUCGCCCAAAACAUUUCACGAAAUUCGAUACCCAUCACUCAUAACAGAAAUAAAAACAAGAAAGAGUAUUCCAGAGGAGUUUCAGAGGAAACAGCAGAGCUCUGAUGAUUUUGUGUGGUUAUGGGGAAUUUUCAAAGUAAGCGUUCAUUACAGAAACGGGAAGCUGAAAAUCGACGGUACAGUAAAGCAGUGGAAAAAACAGAACUUAGUAGGCCCGAAGCGUCUAGACCAUCGCAACUACAGCGAAGUGGUCAAGGAUCUUUGCGGAGGCGAUACUCAGAAUCUGGAAAUUAUUCCUACAAAACACCUUGGCCUGUUCCGUUGAGUGAAACUGUCUUCUUGCCUGAGUAUGAUUCUAAGCAGCUAGUCAAGAUCAACGACUUUGAGAUCCUAGCAAGGGUUGGUAAAGGUGCAUUUGGGCAUGUGCUUCAAGUGCAAAACAAACAAUCUAAAAAAUUGCUCGCCAUAAAGACUCUAAACAAAGCGGAAAUCAUCAAGGGAAAUGCUGUUCAGCAGUGCAAAGAUGAAGUAAAUAUUCAGGUACAACUUGGUGAGUUUCCUUUUCUCGUGAAAACUUGGUAUACAUGGCAAACAAAACACAAUCUUUUCAUUGUUUCAGAUUUUGUUGAUGGCAGUGAUCUGUACACGUUGUGGCGUCAAGAAAAGAGGUUGAAUGAGACAACUGUCAAGUUGUAUUCUGCUGAACUAGACAUUACAUUAGAUUAUCUGCACAAAUCAGGGAUCAUCUACAGGGAUUUAAAGCUUGAGAAUAUCCUCAUAGACAAUGAAGGUCACAUCAAACUCAUCGACUUUGGUCUGUCAAAAUUAGUGAAACUUGGAGAGCGCGCUGCGACUAUUUGUGGGACCCUGCAAUACAUGGCCCCUGAAAUCUUGAACGGUGAUGAAUACUGCCAUGUUGUAGACUGGUGGAGUUUAGGCGUGGUCAUGUACAUUCUUCUCGCCGGGAAGUAUCCAUACCCAGUCACACAAGAGCAUGCCACCCAACUCAAAGUGGUCAGCGGUGUCGAGGUUGAAUUUCCACCAGACCUUUCAUCUAAUGCAGUCAGCGUUCUUCAGGGGCUCUUGCAAAAGAACCCCGCUUAUAGGAUGUCUGGUGUUGAAUCGUUGAAGACACACGCGUAUUUUAGUGAUCUGUCUUUCAAAGAAGUACUGGAAAAAAAGCGAGAACCCAUUACCAUGGAAACGCUCAAGACAUUAAGGCGGAGAAGUAUUGGAUCUAGAACGUUGUUCCCCAGAAGAGUUGAAAGGGAUCGUCGAGAGAAGCAGCCUCGCCCGUUGUCGUGGGCGAAUCCAGGACAAUUCAUCGUUCAAGAUAAAACCCAUAUGGACUGGCUUGUAGCUGACUUGAGAAGUUCACGCACAAUAACGCUCAGCAAUAACGCUCAGCAGUAACGCACAGGAGGGCGCCAGAACUGAGUGCCUACUGGCUUCGUGAAAAUGGUGAAGGUUAAGUUUGAAAAAGCUGAAAAGCCGUGGACCACAUUCUGGCGACCGGGGCAGCAAUAAUAUCUUCCCUAGGAGACCUUAUGUGCGUGGGGUGAGGAUGCUGGUCGGGGCCGCCCCAUUAUAGUGGCGCAAAUAAUGGCGUGAAUUAAGCCGCUUUGUAACAUGCAGGUCAGGACAGCCGUAGCUUAAAGUGAUUUGAGCCCCAUAAGAUUUGAGUUGUGAACAAUUUUCCCUUGCACAUGUGAUCUCUUUCACCCACCAUUCCUCCCCGCACAUUAUUUAUUCUUAACAUAUCGAGCUGAUUCACGUUUCUGCAUGCAUUUCUGAGAAGAGUUCAAUUAAUAUAUACAGUGUAUAAGAAAAAUUCGAAAUUUUUGUUAUAAUUGUUUUAUGUUAUUAUAAUGUAUAACUUUGGCAAAUGUUCCAUACUAAUGUACACAUUAAGCGCUUACAAGAGAGAUCCUAGACGUUCUUACAUUACGUUAUAAAGUUAUGCUGUAACAGUAGACUGUCAAAUUGUGAAACCUAUUCCUUCGCGACGAUUGUGAUGUUCAACUGAUGCAAAUACUGUUGACUCUUGAUGACUGGAACCUCCAGGGAAACUGCAAAAAAAUACAAGUUAUCGGGCGUCUAUAACAAACUAAAGAAAAUAGUAGCUAAAGGAUGUUAACUAUCCCUCUGUUCUUAUAGUGUAAAUUCUGAUCAAAUUUAAAUCACAACGUAGACUCGUGAAGUUAAAAUGGACCAUUUUGAAAAAAAAGGCCUAAAUCAGUGUUGGCAAGAUAUAUUACACUGAAAUGAAGUGUACCCAAGGGGCAAAGCGUGACUGGACUGUUUUUGUUAUUUGCAAAAAGGUAGAUAGCAAAAAAACUCGACUGUCUCGAGAUAAUUCAAUGGCUGGACUCUAGAACUGGGUGUUGUUUCCUGGUUGAAGUGAUCUGGGGUUAAGUUAUGUUGGAAAUGUCGCGACGGGAAACGAAAAUUGCUUUGAAUUAGCGGAAGGGUUUAAUUAUCGAUAGUAGACUGUACCUUUGACCUAAUAGCAAAUUAAUAAAAAGUAUAAAAAAAACUGUCGCAUAAGUGGCACGCCAAUGGUUGGUGAUACUGUCAACCCUAAGGGCCUAAUGAAUACACUGCACGUGAAGAAAAAAAAAACUGCUAACUACUGGUCAUCAAAGCCAUGUUGAAAAUGAUACCAAAUGUCAUAGAUAGUCUACCCGAGAAUGCGAAGAUAGUCAUCAUCAUCAUCAUCAUCAUCAUAGUUUAUUUAAUAAAGCAGGUUGAGGGAUAGGCAAGACAUUACGUCCUGAUUUGGACCUGCAUCAAUUAAACUAUCAAUCAAUAAAUACCUAAUUAGUGAAUAGACCGAAAAUGGUAUGUAAAUAAUGACAAUUAAAAGAAAUAAAUAUUAAUAACAAUA
This is a messenger RNA of Stylophora pistillata, 3070 nucleotides long. RefSeq names its product ribosomal protein S6 kinase-related protein. Gene Ontology annotation, biological process: protein phosphorylation. Gene Ontology annotation, molecular function: protein serine/threonine kinase activity; ATP binding. The record is from RefSeq and is a predicted model, not a curated record. Lineage: Eukaryota; Metazoa; Cnidaria; Anthozoa; Scleractinia; Pocilloporidae.